CUCGUCGCUAGAAUGAAAUGAGGGAGACACUGUACCUCGUCCCUCUGUCUUCCAUAUCCGCACAUUGAAAUUCCGAAAUCUUGGAAGCCAGUUUUCUCUUUUUGGAUUUCUCUCUCUCUCGUUAGCUAAUUCUGUCUCUUCUUUCAGCAAAGCUUUCCUCCCGCCGCCGGUGACGCGCUUCUUGCUUCAUCUGUGAUUUCCUUAUUUGGUCAAAUAUAAGUUCUGAAGUUGUAUUUCAUUGAUUUCUUACUUCAAUGGGGGAUGCUGACAAUGCCCUUCCACCUUCAAAGAAAAGGGCUGCGGGAAGGGAGCUCUCUCGAGACACUCCCCUUGAUGAUGAGGAAGAUACCUCAGAACCUGAGGCUGGAACCUUUAAGAAGGCCAGUGAUGAAGUUAUGGCAACCAGGAGGAUAGUUAAAGUUCGCCGCCAACCGAGCAAUUCCGCUCCAUCUACAAAUCCUUUCUCUGGAAUACGUUUGAUUUCUCCUCCUGAGUCGAGUGCUAAACCUGCAGAAGCUACUCCCAUAGCCCAAUCAACUAGUGAAAACACUGCUGCAGAUGAUACAAAAUGUACUGCUGAUGUAAUCAAGGAUUCUGAGAAAGCUAAAGACGGGGAUGUUGAACAAUUAGAGAGCAAAGUCGAUGAGUUGGGAAAUAAAUCUGCUGAAAUUAAGGAUGCUGCUAAAGAAAAUGUUGCUGAUGGAGAGAGCACUGCAGAGAAGAGCAUGGGUGAAGAAUCUGAGGUAGACAAACACCAAACGAAGGAUCAUGAUAAAAACGGUGAUGAGGAUAGGAAGGAUGCUGAAGAUAAGGAGACUCCUGGUGAAGCAGAUAAAGAACAAACUAAUACAAAUGUUAAUGAGGAUACAAAGGAUGCUGAAGAUAAAGAGAUCGCUGGUGAGGUGGAAAAAGAACAAACUAAUAAAAGUGAUAAUGAGGAUAAGAAGGAUGCUGAGGAUAAAGAGACCGCUGGUGAGGUGGAAAAAGAACAAGAUAGGGAUGGCAAUGAUGCGGUAAAUGAUGAUCAGAAGGAGAACACCUCAGAAGGAUCUUCUUUGAAGUCAUUUCAACAGCUUUCAAGCAGCCAAAAUGCAUUUACUGGUCUUGCUGGCACUGGAUUUUCUGCUUCCUCAUUUUCCUUUGGUUCUUUAUCAAACGAGGGGUCUGCUUUGGGUAGUGGUUCUGGUUCAAUUUUUGGAAUGAAAAAUGAUAAGCCUUUUGGGCUGGGUUUGUCUAACAAUGGAUCUUCUGUUUUUGGGGCAACAGGUGCCUCUGCUACUGCUAAAGGUGAGGGAAGUGGUUUCACAACAAUGCAGGAGGUGGUAGUUGAAACGGGCGAGGAAAAUGAGAAAGUGGUCUUCAAUGCAGAUUCAGUAUUAUUCGAGUUUGUUGAGGGAAGUUGGAAGGAACGAGGAAAGGGUGAACUGAAGGUCAACGUUUCCACAGGAGGGAAUGAAAAGGCCAGACUUCUUAUGAGGACGAAGGGAAAUUACAGGCUAAUUUUAAACGCGCGUCUUUACCCUGAUAUAAAGCUCACCAACAUGGAGAAGAAAGGCGUCACUUUUGCCUGCAUCAAUAGCGCCAAUGAAGGGAAGGAUGGCCUCUCAACAUUCGCCUUGAAAUUCAAAGACGGGUCCAUAGUAGAGGAAUUUAAAGCCGCAGUCAUGGCUCAUAAGGGCGACAAAGCCACAGUUCUCAAGACCCCAGAAAACUCACCCAAGGCUUCUGAUGCAUGAUUAAAGAGGAUCUUGUUGAUCUGUUUUUUUGAGUCUGUCGUCUUUAGGAAGGGAAAAUGUCACUAUUUUGAGUUACGUAUGCCUUUGUAUGGCAGAGUCUUAUCAUAUUUGACUAUUUGUAUUUUAAUUUGGGUCCGGGUCUACUGUCCGAGGGAUAUGAGAACUUGUUUUUGGACGAAUCUUGGAUUGGGAUUACGCAGGAAUAUUUGAUGAUAUACUAUAUUCCCAUAUCAUAGAUGUUUUCUCGUCAAAUGCAGGAGGGAGAAUCAUGAGAAAGAAAGUAGAAGCAUUUGUUAUAGGUGUUCUUCUGAUAAAAAUAAAAUAUGUGAAGAUUUUGGGUUA
Molecule: messenger RNA, 2078 nt
Organism: Neltuma alba
Lineage: Eukaryota; Viridiplantae; Streptophyta; Magnoliopsida; Fabales; Fabaceae
Product: nuclear pore complex protein NUP50A
Exons: 2
Coding region: 255-1736 (493 amino acids)
Biological process (GO): intracellular transport
Cellular component (GO): nuclear pore
Source: RefSeq, a predicted model, not a curated record